ACUCGGUGUCACGACGGGAGGAGACUCAGGCCGGCCACGCUCCCGCCCCCGACCCCCCUCCCCGGCUCGCUGCCGAGCUCCGAGCCCCCUCCCCAGCGCUCCCAGCCGCGGGGCCGCCGGCCCAGACUCGCACCAAACUUUUCCGCCCUGGGCUCGGGAUCCUGGACUCCCGGGGCCUCCCUGCCGAACCCCUUUCCCCAGUUCCACCUCGAGCUUCUCUUUGGACGAAGAGCGAGCAGCCCCCCUUCCCCGGGUCCCUCCUUUCUCUCCAGCCUUUUUGGGGAGGGGCUCUCCACGCUCGGGGGAGUUCCCUGGGGUCGCCAGCGCCUGUCUCGUCUAUUUCGCCUUCACCUGGAUAUAAUUUCCAAGCGAAACUGCCCCCAGGAUGACCACACUGGCCGGAGCUGUGCCCAGGAUGAUGCGGCCGGGCCCGGGGCAGAACUACCCGCGCAGCGGGUUCCCGCUGGAAGUGUCCACUCCCCUCGGUCAGGGCCGGGUCAACCAGCUCGGAGGUGUUUUUAUCAACGGCAGGCCACUACCCAACCACAUCCGCCACAAGAUCGUGGAGAUGGCCCACCAUGGCAUACGGCCCUGCGUCAUCUCCCGCCAGCUGCGUGUAUCCCACGGCUGCGUCUCUAAGAUCCUAUGCAGGUAUCAGGAGACCGGCUCCAUCCGCCCUGGCGCCAUUGGUGGCAGCAAGCCCAAGCAGGUGACAACGCCUGACGUGGAGAAGAAAAUAGAGGAAUACAAAAGAGAGAACCCCGGCAUGUUCAGCUGGGAAAUUCGAGACAAAUUACUCAAGGACGCGGUCUGUGAUCGAAACACCGUACCCUCAGUGAGUUCCAUCAGCCGCAUCCUGAGGAGUAAAUUCGGGAAAGGCGAAGAGGAGGAGGCCGACCUGGAGAGGAAGGAGGCAGAGGAGAGUGAGAAGAAAGCCAAACACAGCAUCGACGGCAUCCUGAGCGAGCGAGCCUCGGCCCCCCAAUCAGAUGAAGGCUCUGACAUCGACUCUGAACCAGACUUGCCCCUCAAGAGGAAACAGCGCCGGAGCCGCACCACCUUCACAGCCGAACAGCUUGAAGAGCUGGAGCGGGCUUUUGAGAGAACCCACUAUCCUGACAUUUACACCAGGGAGGAACUGGCCCAGAGGGCAAAGCUUACGGAGGCCCGAGUACAGGUCUGGUUUAGCAACCGCCGUGCAAGAUGGAGGAAGCAGGCUGGGGCCAAUCAACUGAUGGCUUUCAACCAUCUCAUUCCGGGGGGAUUCCCUCCCACAGCCAUGCCGACCCUGCCAACGUACCAGCUGUCGGAGACCUCUUACCAGCCCACAGCUAUUCCACAAGCCGUGUCGGACCCCAGCAGCACCGUCCACAGACCUCAGCCGCUUCCUCCGAGCACUGUACACCAAAGCACUCUUCCUUCCAACCCGGACAGCAGCUCGGCCUACUGCCUUCCCAGCACCAGGCAUGGAUUUUCCAGCUAUACAGACAGCUUCGUGCCUCCAUCCGGGCCCUCCAACCCCAUGAACCCCGCCAUUGGCAAUGGCCUUUCACCUCAGGUAAUGGGACUUCUGACCAACCACGGCGGGGUACCCCAUCAACCCCAGACUGACUACGCGCUCUCGCCUCUCACUGGGGGCCUGGAACCUACCACCACGGUGUCGGCCAGCUGCAGUCAGAGACUAGACCAUAUGAAGAGCUUGGACAGUCUGCCGACCUCUCAGUCUUAUUGUCCACCCACCUAUAGCACCACGGGCUACAGUAUGGACCCUGUCACGGGCUAUCAAUAUGGGCAGUAUGGACAAAGUGCCUUUCAUUAUCUCAAGCCAGAUAUCGCAUAAGUGAACUGUCCACUUGGAGUGUAAACUGGCCCUGUUUCCGGUCUCCACAGCCUAGACAUGAAGAAUCUUCUCAGAAAAAAAAAAAAAAAAUUACCCUCUUGGGGGGUCAGUCUCGACAGGAGACAAAGGAGAAUGAUUGAUUUUCUUUCUCCAGUAGUUGGUUUCAAAUUCUUUUGAACGUGUCGAACAAAAGCAGUGGAGAAAAGGAAGAUCCGGAACAAUAAAAGACAAAUGCAACAUUUUAAGGCAA
Odocoileus virginianus texanus is the source of this 2090-nucleotide messenger RNA. RefSeq names its product paired box 3 (gene PAX3). Gene Ontology annotation, molecular function: RNA polymerase II cis-regulatory region sequence-specific DNA binding; DNA-binding transcription factor activity, RNA polymerase II-specific. The record is from RefSeq and is a predicted model, not a curated record. Gene Ontology annotation, biological process: regulation of transcription by RNA polymerase II; anatomical structure development. NCBI's taxonomy places the organism in Eukaryota, Metazoa, Chordata, Mammalia, Artiodactyla, Cervidae.